Molecule: messenger RNA, 7286 nt
Organism: Puntigrus tetrazona (Sumatra barb)
Lineage: Eukaryota; Metazoa; Chordata; Actinopteri; Cypriniformes; Cyprinidae
Gene: tmem8b
Product: transmembrane protein 8B
Cellular component (GO): plasma membrane
Source: RefSeq, a predicted model, not a curated record
AAAAACUGUUUUUUUUAUUGUACGGUCACUUUUGGGAAACAAGGAUGUAUGUCUAUAGAACAUGAAAUCAUAUUCACAUGAGUUCCUGAAAGCUACUCACCGCUGAUGAAAUGGAACGUAUUUUUGUCAGAUCAGCUCUUUUCCCUCCCUUAUCCUUAAAAAAGCAUUUUGUAGUUAAACUGAGUCAGAAUGUACAAUCUUUUCCUUAGGAUGCACCUGUUUUGGUUUCCCGCUACAUCUCAGGUUUAGUUUACUGCCCUUUUGACAAAACCACAGAACUUAAGAAGUCUAAAACAUCCUGCUUCAAACACAUGCCAUUACAGAUCAGAGGUUACAUUAACAUAUUAGACAGUGUAAUGCCUGUUAAACGUCGUUUUGACUGAACUAAGAAUAAAACGUUGGUGCUAGUUCUUAAUUAGCACAUUUUGAUUGCCAGUUCUCUUUGAGAAUUGACUUGAAAUGAAGUAGAUUGGUAGGGAACGGAAGUCUAAAGUAUGUUGCACAAAUGUGACAUUGACUUGACAUUGACAUUUUUUUCUAAUUGAAUCUCUUUUAAAAAAAAUAAAACGUACAUUUUAAAAAUGCUUUAAAACUCAGCAAGGAUUAAUUUAUAUGUUACAAAUAAACAGUAACUGUUUUCUAUUCAAUAUAUUAUUAAAUGUAAUUUUCAGCAAGCAUUACUUCACUCUUCACUGUCACAUGAUCAACAGUUGUGUUGCUUUUUUUGUAAACAUUGAUGCAUCUUUCAGGAUUCUUUGACAAAUAAAAAUCUCAAGUGAACAGCAUUUAACGUUAAGUCUUUGUUGUCGCAUUUCAUUUUAUAUAUGUAUUGAAAAUGUUUUACUGUUUCUUAUGAGUCAUCAACUUAUAAGUCUGAGCGAUAGAGGGCAAGACUGAAAAACCACAAGUGCUGAGUAAGCAUGGGACUAAUGUGGGUGGUCCUCCACAAACCCAGUCAAACAACACACACACACACACACUCAGAGUUUCCCCACUGACCUCUAUUGCAGGGCUGAAUUCAUGCAGGUCUGACAGCAGUAACUGUGAACACGUGAGCUUCAGGCAGCUGUAGGGGGGCCAGCUGGCCAAAGUGAAACCGCAUGAUGGAUCCUCAGACCUACAGAGAGGCAUCUGGGAACUAUUAAGACAGUAAUGGUGUUUAAUGAACAGAACAUUAUUCAUUAAUAAAUGCAUCACAUGCAUUCUCAACAAAUACAUAAUUAUUAAUUAUAAAAACACACCGCAUGCAACACAGCGGGAAAUAUAGCUGACAAAGUACAUAGUCUGGAACAUGUGAUGACAUCCCAUACUGGUUUAAGGGAAAUUCAGCGGCUCUCCUGACACGAUUUACCUGUUUAUCACAAUAUGUUCAUCAUAUUUUCCUUAUAUUAAUCUGAUUAUUUAGUCAACUAUUGCUUGUCUUCGGAGUUUACAUUUUACAGCAGAUCAUACGGUGUCAUUCUUUGUUUUGCUCAAAUAUUUUUCAAAUACGAGUCAGCCCCGGUAUAAAGUUUUAAACUUGUUCAUUUAAAUUGUUGCUAGCCUAUUUUUUGAACAUAUGUAACCCUGAACCAAAAGAACAAACAAACAAAAACAUUAAUCUAAAAGCUGAAUAGGCUUUCCUUUGAUGCAUGGUUUGUUAGGAUAGUACAAUAUUUAAGAGGCACUAAAAAAAUCUGGAAUCUAAGGGUGCAAAACGUUCUUAGCAAUGCAUAUUAUUAAAAAUAAGUUUUAAUACAUUUACGGUAGGUAGGAAAUGUACAAAAAAUGAUUUUUGGCUUAAAUUUGAAAAAAGAUAUAAUUUUGACAGAUACAAUGUAUCGUCGGCUAUUUCUACAUCUAUGUCUUUUCUACUUAUUCCUAUCUGCUACAGGGGAACAUAUGAUGAAUAUUCUGUGGUUAUUAUAAUACACUACCAGAAUAGAUAAAAAAAUGUCUGCAAAUGUUUUACUUUUUUACUUCAGACCAUCAUUAAAGAGAAUGGAAUACAAUCCAAAGUAGAACACGAUGGAAUAGAAAACAAAAGUGAUGGAGUACGAGAGACAUCUAGCGGUCAAACGAGUGUUUGAGCUUCUGUUGAACUUACUAGCAUCGUUUGGUCUGUAAUAAACAGUCUUUCUAAAGAAAGCAGGUAGAUGAACUUCAGUUCAGAGCUGGCUCUAGAAGUCUACCGAAGUGUUCGUCUCUACGUGCCUGUCCGCUCAGGAUAAGCUUAGACAUGCUUAAAACAGCACCCAAUGUACCCAAACAUCAGAUGAAUAGUGUUUUUCCCCUAAAAAAAUUACUUUAUGUUGAUAACGUUUAAACGCCACUGCGACCCAAAUAAAUCACUGAAAAAUACGCCACCAAACUAACAUCUAGUCAGACAAACGCUUGUGAAACUGCAACUGUACGAUGAUCCAGAGUAAAGAAAGUUAAGAAGUCAUUGGUGCAUGGUUGCUGGUCAACCAGCUGGAAACGGCUAAGAACCAACGUUUAUUACGUAAAUAAAAUUAUGUAAAUAAUAUUACCGCGCUGUAAAAGCGCUUACAGGUAAACCAGCGCAUUUAGUUCUUCAGUCGGCAUUAUAUUCGUGGAUAAAAAUUCUCAGUUCCCUCAUCGAGAUGUCAGUCAGCGGCCAAUAGAUGGCAGUAUUGGCCUCUCUUAGACAGAGUGACAGGGUCUACGAAAUCAAAUGAAUAUGAUCUCAAAUCUAACCAUGUUCAUUUCCAGAGAAUAGUAUUAUUUUACCUUCAAGUAAUACAAAUAAAUAACUCUAAAGUGGCAAUUUAAGAGUUAAAAGGAAUCAUUAAAUCAUUACUUUCCUCGUCACCAAGCAGCUGUGUAUUAAAUUUCAAUAAAAAAAAUAAAUAAAAAUAAAUUGGGAAUGCAUGCAACACCAUCGAACUUGGUUCUUGAGGAAGUAAACUUGAAAUGCUGCUCAUUUGUCCGACAAACCACUCAUGUCUCCUACCAGGACAGAGAGAGACGCCAGUGCCUUUGACUGACAUUCUCAUCUGCCAAUCAAUUGAAUGGAUGUGUGGCGAACUUCCAAUCACAGCAGAGAAGGGGCGGGGCUUUCUCGGAAUAGCCUCUUCGCUAUUACGUCAUGCGCGAACAGCUGGUCCGUUGCAAGAGCUGAAAAUGUGGACAAGCGUAGCGAUAUAAAAAUCGCGUCCGUGCCGUCGGGGCGUAAACAGUCAGUUUAUCACGAUGUGGUGGCUGGAAGGGUUUAGGUCGGGGAUGGGCCGCCUGGAGAUCCUGUUGCUUGUUUACACCUUGCUCUGCUCUCUCGGAGAUUGCCUGUUUGUAACUGACUAUUUCACCCGGACGCCUCGCAAGCUCAACGCCUACCGCUCUUUUGCCAGCGUGGAGCUGUUCCACUUCAACGUGCCUGAAGACACCGUGGUGGCUGUUUGGAACCUCAUCACCUUCAAGGAGCAAGGGGGCACCUUCGGAGACAGCUGCCCAGACCGCAAUGUGACAGUGUACUUCAGGUCGGGAGCUCCACCUGUAAUCAACCCCCUCCAGACACGUUUUCCAAAGGACACCAUUGUACCAGGCUCCUUCGCUGUCACUUUGACAUGGACGCUGCCCAACCGCACCACAGGGGUUUUCAAUGUCACCAGCCCCCUCCCAGGAGACUGGUUCCUGGCUGCACACUUACCAAAGGAUGAGGGGAAGAUCUCUGUCAAGGGUCUUCACGAGGAAUGUCAGUACCUCUUUCAACCUCAGCUCAUUGUUCAGAGGCUCAUUGGGAUUUCGGUGCUGUAUCCUGGUUACUUCAUUGACCAGAUGAUUCCUCUUCACAAUAGAUCGGUACUCUACAAAGUGUUCCUCCCAAACUACAUCUCUCGAGUGAAGGUACAGCUUGUGGACUGCAAUACAAAGAACAAAAGGGAAAGCUGUCCGGUUUUGCUGAAGAUCCGUUCAAGGGCCCCACCUGUGCAUAACUCCAGCGCUGUGGACUGCAGAGAGAACAUUCCCUGUGAGCUGGAGGUCCCGCUGCCAUCCUGGGAGCAGUGGUACUAUAUUUUGGUGGAGCGUUACCUCAGUAGCUCAGACGUCUACUUUCGUAUUGGCAUUCAGGUUAAAGACUGUUCCAAGCCCAGUGUCUCCAAGGGCUCUUCAGCCAUGAACAUGCCCCAGUCAUUUGGCACUGCGAUGGGUUUUUCUCUAUCGGAGACCCUGCCUGCUGCCAGCCUGCCUAACGUGCCCCAGAAUGCUUCAGAUCAGGGAUCUCUGUUAACUGCUGAAGACAGCAUCACUUAUUUAGCACCCACGGCAGACACAAAUAAAUGCUGGCCUAUCCGGCCAACGCUACGGAAUGAACUGGACACCUUCUCGGUUCAUUUCUACAUCUUCUUUGGGCCCAACAUCUCCAUCCCCCCAGACCGGGCAGCGAUAUUUGCCAUCAACCUAAUGCCGGUGCUGGACAGCGGAGGCGUCCUCAACAUGGAGCUCAAACUCAAUGUGUCUUCAGUGAGAGGAGAGAAUAUUACGAUCUUUGGCUGCCUGAAUCAUGGGAUGCCACUCUCCCUUCACGACAACACAUCAGUCUCGUGUGAAUCUGAAUCAGUUUCAGGAUUUCAUCUCUCCAUCAACACCACUGCAAAUAUCACCAAGCUGAGGAUUCCCUACCCGCAAACGGGCACGUGGUACCUGAGCCUGCGAUCCAUGUGUGCCACAGAACACGGGUUCGAGAUGUGUACUAAUGUAACAGCUGAGGUGUACCUUCUCUCUUACCUGACCCCCUGCAUCAAUGACUGUGGCACCUAUGGCCAGUGCAAACUCCUGCGGACCAACAACUACCUGUAUGCUGCGUGCGAGUGUAAAGCAGGUUGGGAUGGCUGGGGUUGCACGGACAACACAGAGGCGUACUCAUACGGCUUCCAGCUGCUCUCAACUCUCCUUCUGUGCCUCAGCAACCUGAUGUUCGUCCCACCUGUGACCAUCGCCAUCCGCAGUCAUUACCUGCUGGAGGCAUCUGUCUAUAUUUUCACCAUGUUUUUUCCACUGUGAUUUUAUCAUGCCUGUGACCAGCCAGGCAUUGUGGUCUUCUGCAUCAUGGAGUAUGACGUGCUGCAGUUCUGUGACUUCCUCGGCUCGCUCAUGUCUGUAUGGGUCACUGUUAUCGCCAUGGCCAGACUCAAAUCCAUUAUCAAACAGGUGCUGUACUUGCUGGGGGCGAUGGCUCUGUCAAUGGCCUUACAGCUGGACCGCCAUGGCCUGUGGAACCUGCUGGGUCCCAGUCUUUUCGCUUUAGGCAUCAUGGCCAUCGCCUGGACGGUGCGCACCAUCCGCCGGCGCCGCUGUUACCCGCCGACCUGGAAGCGCUGGGUCUUUUUCCUGUUUCCCGGCACCACCAUUGCCACAUCAGCGGUGGCCUUAUACGCAUACGUGGAGACGGAGGAGAACUACUUCUACAUCCACAGCAUCUGGCACAUGCUCAUCGCCGGGAGCGUCGGCUUCCUUCUGCCGCCGCGUGCCAAACCUGACGUGAAAGUCACUCCCCUGAAGCGGCGGCGAGGCUGCGGCUACCAGCUCUGUGUGAACGAGCACGAGGAGAUGGGACUGGUGGACCCAGCGAUCAUUACCAUCAACAGCAUAUGCACCAGCUGAUGACGCUUAGCAACGCGGACUUUUAUUUGCCUUUCUUCUCCUUCCUUUGGAUUAUAAAAACACGGAAAACAAAGCCAGAGAACUUACUGAUGCACUGUAAAUAACUUUUGACCGAAACACACACAGACAUACACACGCUCUUGCAUACGCGUACACGUUUUUGUCAUCGUUAUUUGGAUUACUAUUAUCGUUAAUAAUAUGGUUUGCAUUGUUAGUAUCUGGGAAUGGUUUGUGUCAGUACAGCGAUGCACUGUUAUUAGUGCAUUAUUUAAACCGUCUGAGAUGAUUUUUCUGCUGCUAUUGACAGUGACUGUAAAAUUGAAAAAUGUGUCAUGUAAUUUAUUCAUUGUUUUCUGGCACUCAAAUGACCAAAUGUUUUAUUGUGUUUAGAGGAUGCAAAGGAAGAACACUACUUGGAUGUAUCAAGGGCACUGCUUUUUUUAGUUUUCUUUCUAAACAUCUUUUGCACUGAGACACAACAAAUGUGAUACUGUACAUUUUUUAAAUAUAAGUAUAGUUAUGAUCCAGUCACAAUGUGUACAUGUAUAGUAUAGUUGUUUUCAGUGGAAUGUCUGAUUGUACUUUGGAUUGCAUUGUAUUGCCUUUGCAGCAUAAUUGAUUGUCGAUUUAUAGAGGGUUUAGGAAAGUGUCCAUUGCCAAGACCAGGUUUUAAUAUGAAACCUCAGAUAAAUAACCUCAUAUUUCCUGUUGUAUUUACCUAGUGAGGAUCAGAGGGAGACAUUUUAAAGCAAAAGCAAAUGAUAAAGCAAAUAAAUGUUUUAUUUUUUCGGUAUCAAAUCAGAUUCUUUAUUUAGCUGGUAAUGUGUUACUUGAAAGUGACACACCAGACUUCUGUCAUGCUCUGAUAUUUUCAAAGAAAUGAGAAAGCGCAAACAAGGGUCUCUGGGAUUCAAAACCCAUUUUUUAAAUAAAUCAUUUUCUCCUGGCUUCGUAUCAUGACAUCAUCCUCUAUGUUUCAUUUCUUAUGAGGAUGUGUGUCCUUAAGUUCCUGGCUUAUGUGCUUUCAUAACACACAUCGGUUUUAAACAACAUGGAGCUUAAGGACAGGGGUUUUUUCAGACGGUAGUACAAUAUUUUCUUCUGUCAUAUCAGCCUUUGACUGGGGAUGAAUCACGUGUCGUGCUACUUGUUAAUGAAUAAUUAUCAUCGUUCUCCAAAAUGAAUAUUUGUUCAGUAACCCCACUUUAAAUUGAAAGAUUGAUUCUAUCGGAAAUUAAAUCAUUGUUAUUACUGUCCUAAUAUGUGACCCUGAACCACGAAAACUGUCAUAAGUGUUAAUUUUUCAAAAUUGAUAUGUACAUAUCAUCUAAAAGCUGAAUAAAUAAGCUUUUCGCUGAUGUAUCGUUUAUCAUAAUUGACCAAGAUACAACUAUUUGAAAAAGUAGAAUCUGAGGGUGCAAAAAAAAAAUCUAAAUAGACAAUCACGCUUCAGUUUUUCCAAAUGAAGUUCAAUGCAUAUUAAAAAUCAGAAAUUGAUUUGGCUAUUGCUACAAAUAUACCCCAGUGACUUAAGACUGGUUUUGUGGUUCAGGGUCACAUGUAUGCAAAGUUAAUGUAAAGAAAAAAAAAACAUUUAUGCCCAGUCAUGACAUCUGUUUGCUCAGAAACAAACUGCUCAAUUUUUCUGUGUACUUUAAAUUGCUUUUGCAUUAAUAAUCCAUAAA